This is a messenger RNA of Indicator indicator, 492 nucleotides long. RefSeq names its product neuritin 1 like (gene NRN1L). The coding region runs from base 1 to 492 and encodes 163 amino acids. The transcript is spliced from 3 exons. Gene Ontology annotation, biological process: nervous system development; neuron projection extension. The record is from RefSeq and is a predicted model, not a curated record. Lineage: Eukaryota; Metazoa; Chordata; Aves; Piciformes; Indicatoridae. Gene Ontology annotation, cellular component: plasma membrane.
AUGGGCUGCGGCUGCUGGCGGCUGCUGGGUCUCGUCUGCCUGCUGCUCCUGCAGCUCGCCAUGAGCCAGGAGCCCGUCAGCAUGGCAGGGAAGUGUGACACCAUCUACAAGGGCUUCGCCAGCUGCCUCAUCAGCCUGGGGGACAGCAUGGCACAGAGAGUCCGGCAGCAGCGGGAGGAGGGGGACGAGGAGGCGCAGGAGCUGGACACCAUCUGCAGGUCCUGGGACGACUUCCACGCCUGCGCCAGCAAAGUGCUGUCGAGCUGCCCCGAGGAGGCUGCGGCCAUCUGGGAGUCGCUGCGGCAGGAGUCCCGCAAGAUCCAGUUCCAGGGCAACCUGCAGGAGCUGUGCAGCGCCCGCGGCCGCCUGGCCAGCGCCCACAGCUCGCCACCCGCCGAGACCAACCAGGCCACGCUGCGGGGCUCGGCCACACCCCUGCGCCGCCGGCUGCUGGCCCUGCUGGCCCUGCCACUGCUGCUGCCGUGGCUCUAG